Candida tropicalis MYA-3404 is the source of this 3813-nucleotide messenger RNA. RefSeq lists its product as uncharacterized. The transcript has a single exon. The record is from RefSeq and is a predicted model, not a curated record. Gene Ontology annotation, molecular function: protein binding. Bases 1 to 3813 code for a protein of 1270 amino acids. NCBI's taxonomy places the organism in Eukaryota, Fungi, Ascomycota, Pichiomycetes, Serinales, Debaryomycetaceae.
AUGGACAUUGACACAAAUGAAGAGGAAGACAAUUAUGAGUUUCUCUCAAUUGAUAGAUAUCAACAGUCUAAAAAAGACGAAAAGAAAUUGGUUGUGAAACAAACACUCUUGAAUUCCCCUAUAAUUACCAAUAUCGUUCCCAAUUUUAAAGUCCAGAUCAACAAACCAUUUAAAGGUCUGUCGAGUGUUUUAUUUAACGAUGAAGAAUUUCAAACAUUAAUACCAAAAGAGGACGACUCGCAAUUGGAUGCAUUUGAUGAUAUUGAUGAUGAGGAAGAUGAUUUAUUAUUUCUCGGUGUUUCCACAAAUCAAUCGGAAACUACCCAAGAAGACAAAAAUACAAAUGUUACCUUACCUUCUCAAAUUGAAGAUAUCACAGUGUUAGUGAAAUACCUGUCGAUUGUUGUUGAUGGAAUUGAAUUUUCUACAAAAUCCCCAAUCAGAUCAUCUUGUGUUAUAAAAUCUACUGCCCCAGACCAGGAAGAUCAUUUACUUAUUGCAUUGAAAUCAGGAUAUCUUUUACUAAUUCGAAUAUAUUAUGUUCCAAGAUAUUACAGAGACAAUGAUUAUUUAUAUCAAACACAAAAAUCAGUACCGCAAGAUGAAGGUAACUCCAUUUUCAAACCGUUUAUAAUUCAGUGGUGGGACACCGGCAGUAAUAAUGCGAGCCCGAAUUUAGAUUCCUGUGGUUAUUUACUACGAUCUUCUCCAUCUGGGUUUUCAACUGUUGCAUGUGCAAGCUCUGGGAUUUUCAGGCUAUACAUGACACAACAAAUACCAAAUACGAAUGGGACGGUUUUAAGAAAUCAUAUCAAUAUUCCCAUAGAUGGGUUUAUAAUAGAUGCUUGUUUCAUUAAUCCUAGUUCAACAAGUAUUCCAACAGACGUGUUUUUUACAUUGCUAUUUACUGAGAAUCGAAGAUUAAGUAUUAAUUUAUUUUCAUGGUCAAGUUCGGAAGGAGUUUGGCAAGGGUAUAAUAAGGAUGUAUUACCAUUGGACAAUACAUUCGAGAUUCCUGUUUUUGUCGUUCCAUUAAAGAAAAAUGGUUCGUUUUUAUUCGUUUCUCCAAAUAAGUUGACAAUAAUCACUAUGCAUAAUAUAAUUUCUGCUCACUAUGAUUUUCAAGUGAUCGAGUCUCCAUGGAAGAGUUCAUCGUUCCCAACUUCAUACCAUUUACCCAGUACUAGUAUCUCAUCAUUGGAAAUAGAUAAAAUGGAUGAAGUUCUUGUCGCUACAGAUAAUGGAGUGAUAUAUUUGAUCACAGUAAUUGAAAACAAUUUUGGCAGUAGCAUUUGUCCAGUAGUAAGAGUAGCAGAGAGUAUAUCACAAUUCUCCAUGGAGAAAGAGAAAGAGACAGAGAAAGUCAGGUUGAUUUACACUAGUGACAGUGGAAGUUCAAGUAAAGAUAUAUUGAUUGAUGAGAUAUACAGCAAAGAGUAUUUAUCUGACAUAUCACACGCAUCAAAGUUGGCAUAUAGUGAAGCAAAAUUGAUUGAAGAUUUCAAGUCCUGGGCACCCUUGAUUGAUAUUUCUGUAAUUGAUAGCACCUCUAACAAGAAAGAAGGUGAUGUAUUACCUGAUCGACAAGAGCUCUGGGGAAUAAGUGGUCUUGGAAAGCGUACCAAGUUGAAUCAUUUUAGAUUUGGUUACUAUGGUGCCAGGAAGAGCAAUACUUAUGAAAAAUUAAGAAAAUCAGUUGGUAUGUGGAAAUUGAAGUACAAAGGUAGUUAUUAUCUAUUAUGUGCAAUGCCAUUUGAGUCAAUUCUAUUAGAAUAUCAGGAAGAUUCAAAAGAAGCAUUUGUUGAAGUUCAAGAGUCUAAAUUGUUGAAUAAUGUUCUGACAUUGUAUUCUAGUGUUGUUGUUGAGUCUUAUAUUCUUCAGAUAACACAAACUUCCAUUACUAUAUCUGAUUUGGUUUCUCAAAAGAUUACAGAAAAUGUUCUAUUUAGUAUUUUAUUUGCCGAUGUUUCAAAUGAUGUGUUGGCAAUGGUUGUUGAAGAAAAUAAUACUAUAAAAUUGAAGAUUUUAAGAAUGGCACCAAAGGAAUUAUUUCAAGAGGACAAUGAUCUUUCAAAUUAUUUUGAAUUGGUAUUAGAGCAAGAAAUCAAUGGAACUCAACCAUCCAUGCUAAAGAUGUUUUUUCGUGAUGAUUUUCUAGUCAUAUCCAUUGGAAGUUUUGAGGGAUUGAUUAUAUUCUAUACACUUAAAGAUGGCCAGUUAUCUGAGUACAAUUCCUAUGAUUUACGACAGUACUGCAAGUAUAGCCAUGAUAACAUCAUUCGAUUGGACGUUAUUAUUCCAAAUCAAAUUAUUGUUCUCAACGAUGAAAUCGUAAUAGCUACGAAACAGGGAUACAUAAUCAAAUUUAAGUUCGGUGAUUGUAACUUAGAAUGUGUCUAUUUCCUUCAAUUAGGUUAUGCACAAGUUAAAAUAAUCCCAACUAGUGAUCCCAAAUUACUAUUUGUACAUUGUGGGAAACUAUGGUUGUUUAAUAAUUACAAGAAUGAGUUGUAUCCAAAUCAAGUCAAUUUUGAUGAUACAUUUGAAAGACUAAUGAUUGAAGGUAUAGAAUUGGAUGGCCUACAAGACUCGAAGUUUAAGAAAUUGGCAUUAAUUAGAGACAAUGGAUUAGUGAUCUGUCAGGUAUCUACUUUUACGAAACCUUCAAUUAAACAAUUUAGUAAAAUUGAGAAUGGGAAGAAAUUGAUUUUUAUUCCUCAUAUUUCGACAUUUGUUGUGUUUUGUCAUGGACGGAAUAAAAUGGUUUGUAUUGAUAAGAAAUCCAUGAAGAGUAUUUCACAAAGAGAAACCAAUCUUAAAUCAAGACAUGAUGAUAGUGAAUAUACCAUUUUCCAAGAUGAGGAAGUACCCCAAUGUGUAAACAUCUGGGAAGUGCAAAGAAAUGAAACCAACAAAAGAGUAUCAAAGAAAUUACUUGUUGGAUGUUCUAAAUCUCCAACAUCAGGAGUUAUUAAAGUUUUGGAUUUUAAAAAACUUAAACAUGAAACAACAGGACAACCAUUAAUAAUAAUAACUGAACUUACUUCAAUUGAACAAGAUUUCCCAAUUUCAAAUAUACUUCAAUUUAAAUCCCUUAUAUUAUUCACCAAUCAAGAAACAAUAUAUUGUACAUCAUAUAAUGAAUCAGAAAAGAGAUUUACCCCCAUAAAACAACUCAAAUCACUUCCUUCAAAAAUCAUUUCUUUAAAUGAAUCAAAUGAUAAAUUAUUAGUAUCAACAAAUUCUGAUUCAAUUUAUCAAUUUACUGAACAAAAUGGAGAAUUAAUAUUCCAUUCAAGUGAUCCAAUAAGUAAUUCAUAUAUAAAUCAAGUUCAAUUAGGUAAUUUUUUAAUUGCUGGUGAUAAAAUUCAUUCAAAUUUAUCAAUUUUUGAAAAUUUUAAAUUUGAUAAACGUUUAAAUUUAGGUGUUAGUGGUAUACCAAGAGUAUAUUUAUCAAAAUUGAAUAAUCCUUGGGUUAUAAUUCAAAAUCAAGAUCAAAAUCAAAAUCUCAUUGAUGAUAAUAAUGAUAAUGAUGAAUCUGUGAUUUGUAUAUCUACAAAUGGUGAAAUUAUAAAUUUAAGAAUGAUUAAUCAAUCUGAUAAUGAAUUAAUUAAUUUAAAUUCACAAACUAAAACACCAUUGAAUAAUUUGAUUCAAAAAUUAGAAAGACCAUUUAUUAAUAAAUUAAGUGGAACUGGAUUACUAUCUUUAAAUAAACCAAGAUUCAAUUGUUUGAUAAAUCAAAAUAAUGAAUCUAUUGUUGAUUACGAUUUGGAAGAAUUAAGUUCUCAUGAUUCAAUUAUAAAUCUAUAA